UCCUCUUCAUGGCAUCAGUUCCUGGCUUCUUGGCUUUUUUCUGUGGUUCUCUUGGUUUCCCUUCUCUUUCCAUUGCAUGCUACAUGUUUGUGUUGCCAAGCCUCUUGUUCUUAGGAUUGAGAGUAUGGUGCCUUGGGUUUCGCUUCCAGGAGCUCGAUAUGUUUCUCAGACUGAUCCCAAAGGUACCCAUGAACUGGAAGAAGGAACUGUGUACUAAUGGUGGUGUUUGUGCUGCUUGCGGCACCAAAAUUGGAACUCGGAAGCCCUCUCAACCUGAAAGAUCAAAGAGAAAUAACGUAUGCUUGCUUGAGCUGGGGAGUAGAAAUUGGACGAUCAGAAAUGGUUUCAAAGAUUUAUCUGAUGAAGAAGGGGAGAAUGAUGGACUCCAGGGAGAUGGUACAGUGAAGUUAAAGGAGAAGAUUGCAGAGGAAAGGAAGCUUCGGACCCCGGCGGUUUCUGAACCAGAGAAGGAGAGGGCAGCAGCUUCACCGGCUGCCGACGAGGCCAUGGCCAAGAUUGCAAAGCUACAGAACGAGAAAGGACUGAUUGAGAGAGAAGCUCGGCUGUACCGCGAAAUGGCAGAGCAGAAGCAGUCGUAUGAUGAUCUGGUGAUCGAAACUUUGCAUUGGAUCAUCAUGAAACUUGAGGCAGGGAGAUCAGCCGACAUAAUGAGAAACACAGUGUAG
Musa acuminata AAA Group (dessert banana) is the source of this 686-nucleotide messenger RNA. Its product is annotated as protein FLOURY 1-like. NCBI's taxonomy places the organism in Eukaryota, Viridiplantae, Streptophyta, Magnoliopsida, Zingiberales, Musaceae. The transcript has a single exon. Bases 9 to 686 code for a protein of 225 amino acids. The record is from RefSeq and is a predicted model, not a curated record.